GGAAAGGGCAGGAGAAGAGAGCAGGGAAGAUAAGAGCAUAAGAAGAGGCCUCAUUAGCGGUCUCAUAUUCAGAGCAUGCGUGUACAUUGUUAUGUAAUCCAAGAUGGCGGCAGCAGCGAGAAAAUUUUUGCGGAUAUCUUCUCUUUUUGUACUCAGAAAUAAGUUGUUUUUACAACAAAUCAAUAUACAGCCUCGUUUUAUAACUCAUGCAAGACUCUAUUCUGAAAAAGUCAUAGAUCCACCAUACUUAGGGCCGUCAGUACCGAACUAUAAACACAGAGAAGAUGAAACGCUGGAGAUGAAGAAAUCGCGAUUGUUGUAUCRGAGCAGAAAGAGAGGUAUGCUUGAGAAUGGUCUUCUUCUAAGCACAUUUGCAAGCAAGCAUCUUGACGAACUGGACGAAGCAUCACUAGAGAUGUAUGACAAGAUUAUCAACCAGCCCUCAAAUGACUGGGAUUUAUAUUACUGGAUGACGAGCAAUAAACCAACCCCCGAGGAGUAUGAUAAUACUGUUAUGGACAUGUUAAAGGAACAUGCAAGAAAUAAGCAAAGAGAUGUGCGGCUUCAACAGCCAGAUCUGAAACAAAACGAAAGACAGUGAAUGGAUGAAUAGAAUAGGAUCAAAAACAGCUGGUUUYAUUUAGCAUAAUUAUUAUUUGUAAAUAUUUCAUUAUAAAACGCAUAGCAAAUGUAAAGAUGCGUGAAUCUAGUUCAUCAAAACAAUAAGAGUUUCUUGUAAAAAUUUGAAAUAAAAGUGUGAGAAGUUUCCAUUCCUUGA
Messenger RNA from Actinia tenebrosa (Australian red waratah sea anemone), 778 nucleotides. RefSeq names its product succinate dehydrogenase assembly factor 2, mitochondrial. Gene Ontology annotation, biological process: mitochondrial electron transport, succinate to ubiquinone; mitochondrial respiratory chain complex II assembly; protein-FAD linkage. Gene Ontology annotation, cellular component: mitochondrion. NCBI's taxonomy places the organism in Eukaryota, Metazoa, Cnidaria, Anthozoa, Actiniaria, Actiniidae. The record is from RefSeq and is a predicted model, not a curated record.